Molecule: messenger RNA, 2046 nt
Organism: Closterium sp. Naga37s-1
Lineage: Eukaryota; Viridiplantae; Streptophyta; Zygnematophyceae; Desmidiales; Closteriaceae
Source: the annotation of a GenBank genome assembly
AUGGCUGCAAGACUCUCUCUGCUUCUGCUCGCCGCGCUCAUGGCGUGCGUCGCGCGCGCCGCGACGGCCGCGAAGAUCUCGCAGAUGUACGUGUUCGGCGACGAGUCGGCGGACGUGGGCAACGCGAAUUACUUCAACCGCGCGCCCGUCAAGGCCAACAAGCUGCCGUACGGCGUCAACUUCAAGCCCGCUUCGGGCCGCUUCUCCGACGGCAAGCUCGUCGUCGACUACCUCGCCGACUUCCUCGCGAUCGGCUCGCCGCGCGCCGAUCUCGCGCCCCGCAAUGCGUCGCUUCCCUUCACUGGCCUCGACUACGCCAUGGUUGGCGCCGGCGCCAAAUCCGGCACCAACGGCGGCAAGACGCGCGGGUUGCAGCAGCAGUUCAACGAUUUCAAAAAGUGGUUCAACGAGGCCAAGCGCACCAACAACCCCGACCUCGUAAGCUUUCCAGUGACGCCUUACUCUCGCCCCUCCCACUCAACUUCGUCUAAGGUAAACGAGGCAUUGUUCGUGGUGAGCAUAGGCGCCAACGACUACAUCCCUGAGCUCAGCCGUGCACAGCCCAACAUGACGACCCUCGUCGCCAUUGCCUCCUCCGUGUCCAACCUCGUUAUAAGCAUCACUCAGUCUCUCUACAACCUCACCGGUUCCUCCAACAUUGUUAUUAUCGACCAGCCGAAUCUCGGCUGCAUUCCCGCCGUGCGCCGCGCGGCGGGAAGUGGAAUCAGCUGCACGGACGCUGGUAACCAGGUUACCAUUAUCCACAAUUACGCACUACUGACGAAGACAGACAAGCUGAGGAACAACCCCGCCCUGCCCAUGCCGAACCUGGUGCUCUUCAAGCAAUCAGCCGUCUUCAAGACCAUGAUCCAAGUCCCCACCUCUGGUAAACCUCCUACUCUCCCCCUUCUCCCUCCCCACUCCCUCUUUCCUCACUUUCUGCUCCCAAUCUCUCUCCCUCCGGUCCUUCUCCCUCCUCGUUUUCCAAUUACCCGCACUAAACCUCCAACCCACAAGCUUUUCUACCUCUCUCUCUCCCAUUAUGACAUUGCCUUGAACACUCAACUCAUCCCUAUACCCCCAUCCCCCUCAGGCCUGACAAACCAGACGCACCCGUGCUGCGAGGCGGUGACAAGCACGGGGGUGGUGGUGGCAUGUGCGGAGAGCAGCGGGAGCGGCAAGGCAGCGGUGACGGGAGCGGCGUGUGCGGCGCCUAGCAAGGCGGUGUGGUGGGAUGCGCGCAACCCCACGCAGGCAGUCAACCAGAAGGUGGCCAACACCCUCUUCUUCUCCACCAACCCCGCCAUGCCCGGGCGACGAGCAGCGCGCGCUGCUGACGACGCGCAGCACACGCUCCUUUCCGCCCCUGCUUCCCCUCCUUUCCGCCCCUGCUCCCCCUCCUUUCCGCCCCUGCUUCCCCUCCUUUCCGCCCCUGCUUCCCCUCCUUUCCGCCCCUGCUCCCCCUCCUUUCCGCCCCUGCUUCCCCUCCUUUCCGCCCCUGCUUCCCCUCCUUUCCGCCCCUGCUUGCCCUCCUUUCCGCCCCUGCUUCCCCUCCUUUCCGCCCCUGCUUCCCCUCCUUUCCGCCCCUGCUUCCCCUCCUUUCCGCCCCUGCUUCCCCUCCUUUCUGCCCCUGCUUCCCCUCCUUUCCGCCCCUGCUUCCCCUCCUUUCCAGCCCUGCUUCCCCUCCUUUCCAGCCCUGCUUCCCCUCCUUUCCCCCCUCUCCUUCCCCUAAUUUCUCCCUCUCAUUUCCUUCAUUGUCCCCCGCUGCUUGCCCUGUUCCUCUCCACCCCCUUACGCUCCUCCCUUCCCUCUCCUCCCUCUUCCAAUCUCCUCCAUUCCCUCUCCUCCCUCGUCCAAUCUACUCCCUUCCCUUUCCUCCCUCCACCGUUCUCCUCAUCUCUCUCUCCCCCCUCAUCCAAUCUCCUCCCUUCCCUCUCCCAUCUUCCCUGUCCCCCCAAAUCCUUCUCUCCCUUUUUCUCCUCCUCCCCCUCUUCCGAUCUCCUCCUACUUUUCCCCCUGCUAUACUCUUGUCCACCCCCCCGCUAG